Messenger RNA from Mytilus californianus (California mussel), 2718 nucleotides. RefSeq lists its product as uncharacterized. Lineage: Eukaryota; Metazoa; Mollusca; Bivalvia; Mytilida; Mytilidae. Gene Ontology annotation, molecular function: zinc ion binding. The record is from RefSeq and is a predicted model, not a curated record. Bases 77 to 1786 code for a protein of 569 amino acids. The transcript is spliced from 13 exons.
UCAUGAUUAUUUGUUGUUGGCCAUGGUAUUAAAUGAAAUUUACUACAAAUAGACAUAGACAUAUCAGUAUUAAAUAAUGACAUCAACGGUUUCUUUUAAAAUGGCAGUCACCGCUUAUGCUAAAUAUGCUCUCGGAUUUACUGAAUCAAUGGAAGACGAUAUAUGCGUUCAUAAAAAUUGUUCGGGGAAUGGAUUUUGUCAAGAUGGACAGUGUAUAUGUUUGAUCCAAUUUACUGGUGGUUCAUGCCAAGAUGCAAACCUCGGAUACUUUAUGGCGUUUGGUACAAUAUUUGUUUUUCUAUGUCUAGUUUCAUUUGUUCAACUGUUUUUAUGUAUAAGCAAUGAAUACCAAAAGCAAAAGACGAAGUCUUGGAAAAAAGUUUUCAAAAUAACAGGUCCUAAACUGUUGUACAUAUUGACUAUCUUUGCAACAGCUAUCAGAGGUGUUUAUUUCUUUACAAAGAUGCACAUAUCGGAUCAAGCCUCAAUACAUUUGUGGAGUGCUUAUUAUCCUAUAUUAUUAUCGGGUUCAUCUUUAAUAGUAUGUUUCUGGGCAGAGGCAUUUCAUUUGGAGGGUAUUGACUGUGAUAAACCAAGAUUCCUGAGUAAAUCUAUUAUAGGAUUUGUUGUAUUCAAUGUCGUCAUAUUAGGAUUACUUGUCACACAGCUAAUUGCUACAGAUAUAGAUGACCCUGUCAUUUCGAAUAAUAUAUACAGAAUUUGCAAUGGCUGCGUUGGUUUGUUGCUCAUAAUUGCUGUUGUGUUCUUCCUAGUCUAUGGAGUUGAAGUGUACUUUAAGGUGCGUGGGGCUUUUAAUAAAACCCAAAGUAAUGUGGAUCCCUGGCAGUUACAUAUGUCUAGACUGGGUUUGAUAGCACAAGCAUGUCUCCAAUUACUAACUGCUCUGUUUCUUAUAUCCGAUGCUAUGAAAGAUAAUUGGAAGAAAAGCCUCCCAGUGUUUGAUCAAAACUUUUAUGACAUUGGAUUCAGAAUUGCCGAAUUUGGUGUUGUAUUAUGGUUUCCUUGUGUCCUUUGGAACUGCAAAAGUCCAGAAAGUUUAUGGGUACUUAAUCCACAGAAACUUUUCAAAACUUUGAAAAUUGACAGUUGUACACAAGAGGAACACACGGAGUCAACGAUUCGUCCAAAUUAUGGGACGAUAACUACAGAUAACAGUACAAAGCAAGAUUGUUGGAUAUGCUAUGAUCCAGAAAGAAUUGAUGCCGGAGAUUUGAUACAACCGUGCCAGUGUAAAGGGGAUGUUGCAUCAGUCCAUCACGAAUGUCUUCGCAAAUGGCUUAUGGAGUGUUCAGCCGAUGAAGAUGGUUUUAGAUGUAAAGUUUGCAAGAAUAAAUAUCAACUGAAGGAAACAUGGACGUUUGUCCCACGUUAUAUCAAGACACGGCAUUGGUUGCAAACAUUCUUGUCACUUGUUAUCAUGGUUGGUUGUCCAUUUGGAGCAUACACGCUGAUUCAUUCGGUAAUCACUGCAACAUACAUAGAUGUUCUGACAAUUGGCGUAUGUAUUUUGGUUGAACUGGGAUGUUUAAGGUUUUUAGCAACAAGUCUUGGUGUAUGUUAUAAACGAGGGCGGCUGUCAACAAUACGGAUACAAGGAAAUAAAACUCCAGAUAUUCAAACAAUCUUUACCCCAGCACAUCAAUCAGCCAAUCAAAUUUCACAAAACAUAGUGAACAGUAAUAUUUUAUCAACUGAUCAAAGAGGGUAUUCAUUUUCUGUUGAGGCAGUCGUUGAAACAAAUAAUAGAUAUAGUCGUCUUGAGUAGAUUGCCAAAAUGUUCAGUUUUGUGCAAUUAAUUUGAAGAUCUGGAUUUGCAACAGUAAGCUUUCAAGAAAGAUAUUUUAAUAUUAAAAUCUACACACGUUACAUCUGAAUAUUCAUUCAAUAGUUGGCUACAUAGCAUAAAGUAUACAUUUUGUAAUUUUUAUGUUUGUGGAUUACUUAUCCACAUUCGUAUGUGGACAUGUUAUGAAUCAAAUUUUGAACAACACCCAAGUAUCAAAAGAAUAAUCAAGUUAAUAAAAACGUACAAUCCUAAAAAUUAUAUGUUAUUCUGGAACAUUACAGAGGAUAUGGGCUCAUAUUCCUUGUCAGUGUUUUAUAUUUCCUGAGCCGUUAGUCGAAGUAUAGGGCACUGACAGGGAAUAUGAGCCCAUAUCUCAUAUGAAGCCCGAAUAACAAUCAUGUUCUACUGGAGUGUCCUGAUUUAACAUUAUCUACCAUUGUUAUCUUCGUUUUCGCUCACAGGGUAUAUGGGUUCAUAUACCCUGUCAAUGAAACCAAUCAAAUUGCAGGAUUAGCCGGAAUAUUUCACUCCAGAAUAAUAUAUUACCACUGAAAUUUAUGAAUAUUUUUUUUAAAUAUUAUUAACCAAGGUUUGUGCUGACUUUUCGGAAAAUAAAUCAUAGUCGAUUUACGUAUUUUAUUUCGAAAAUAUGAGUCAUAUCAGUAUGCGUGUCUAUGUUGGGAAGAUAUAUAAGAAAAUAAAAAGAUGAAGGGGUCAAUGUAAAAUCUCAAUAAAAAUUGUUAUAUGUAAGGAGUCUGUUUGUACAUAAUUAUGUGGAUAAAGAAAGUAGACAUUUCUUUUACAUUUCUUUUGAAUUGUGAGUCCUAGACUACAUUAUUUUUUUGCAUGUAUUGUAUUUAUUUGCCUAGCAUAAUGUUUUAUGAAAAUAUAGUUUGUUAAUAUAAAUUAAA